CAUCUCCAUCAGCUGCUGAUACAACUAAAGAUGGAGGUGUCACAUUACAGUGUUCCCUGAAGACAUCCCUCAAGUCGUUAUCUUGCUCUGGGAGUAUUCACUGGUUGGAUGAGGCAGGAACUAAACUGACUGGUGAAGAUGACAGAUACAAGAUAAAUGAAAUAGGCAAAUGUGCUUCCUCUCUGACUGUGAAGCAUCAGAACGUCACCAACAGAAGAUACACUUGCCAGUAUGUUGGAGAAAACAGUGUAACGGUAGAAGUUCACUACACAGCUGUGCUUAAAGAUAUCAAAAGAGAAGUAGUCCAUAUCUACCACAGAGUUGGAGAUGAUGCUGUUUUACCCUGUAAAAGACCUUCAUCAUCCUCUUCCUCAUGCUCCACUGUUAACUGGCUUUAUAUGAGAGAUGAAGACAUGAAUCCCCAGCAGGAAGUUCAGAGAGGAAUCGUUGUUCAGAGUUCAUCUAAAGCUGCCAGGCUGAGUGUGGACAAUAACUGCUCUCUGAUCAUCAACAGCAUCACUGCUGAGGAUGCUGGAGGUUACAGAUGUCAGAUUCAGGAUGGAGGCAGCUCUGAUCCAGAUGUGUAUCUAAAUCUGAUGAGCACCUCUCCAGUAGGAUGUGAUCCAACACAGGAUAAAAUCACAUUACUCUGUUCUCUGCUGAGAUUCAGCUCAUUGGGUUCUUGUCCAGAGAACAGCCUCCUCUGGGUGGAUGAGACAGGAACUGUUCUGACUGGUGAAGGUGUUGGGUACCAGUUUAAACAGACUGGCUGUGAUUCUUAUCUCACUGUGAAGCUUCAGAGCAGCAGCAGCAGAAGAUACAGCUGCCAGUUUGUUGAUGGAAACACAGUGAAGAUAGAAGCUCACUACCAGCUGGAAGUCUUCACAGCAGUUCCUGCCAAUAACUCCACCAUCAUCAUCUUCCUCGGAGCAGGGAUCGGGGUUCUGCUUCUGCUGGUUGUUCUCGCUGCUGUUUUUAUUAAAUGCAGAAAAACUAGAGUUACAGAGGAACGCCAAAUAACAGAUUCAACCCAUGAAAGUCAUCGCUAUGAUGAGCAGCCGGUCAACCUGACCUAUGCCUCUGUUAAGGCUUUUCAUCCCCCAAAUUCUCGAAGAAAAAAGAUCAGACAUGAUAAAGAUACGGUGACUUAUUCUGCUGUUAGGACUAAACGCAAGAAAGAGGAUGAUUGUAAUCUCAGCGGUUUCAACAGCUACAUCUCUGACGCAGGUUUAGCCUAAUAGAGAAAUGAAAUGUCUCAUAUCAGCUCCGCAUUUAUUAAACUUGUUUACAGGAAGCGGGCAGUUUGGUUUAAGAUCCACUGAUACCAAAGUAUCAGUUUAAAGCUUUUAUUGCAGUUUUUCUUCAUUGUGCUUCAGUGAACAAGAGAAUUUGUGAGAGCACAUUUUUAGUUUAUAUUUCAUAUAACAGUUGUUAUACAUGUAAAAUAUGUUGGCUGUAAACGCCACUGCUUUCUGCUGCUGCCACACUCAGCUGAGCUCAGUUUGUACAACAAUAAUACUUCAUUUUGAUAUUGCAGCUAAUGAAUGUAUAGAUGCUGAGUUGUUGUGAUGUUUUUACCAAUUGUAUUUCCUGUUAAAUGAAUUAAAAUAUGUUU
Cyprinodon tularosa is the source of this 1615-nucleotide messenger RNA. RefSeq lists its product as uncharacterized. The transcript is spliced from 7 exons. Gene Ontology annotation, molecular function: MHC class II protein binding; protein tyrosine kinase binding. The coding region runs from base 399 to 1238 and encodes 279 amino acids. Lineage: Eukaryota; Metazoa; Chordata; Actinopteri; Cyprinodontiformes; Cyprinodontidae. Gene Ontology annotation, biological process: interleukin-15-mediated signaling pathway; T cell activation; positive regulation of ERK1 and ERK2 cascade. The record is from RefSeq and is a predicted model, not a curated record. Gene Ontology annotation, cellular component: membrane raft; external side of plasma membrane.